This is a messenger RNA of Pungitius pungitius (ninespine stickleback), 5294 nucleotides long. It is a transcript of the gene lcor, whose product is annotated as ligand dependent nuclear receptor corepressor. Gene Ontology annotation, cellular component: nucleus. Gene Ontology annotation, molecular function: DNA binding. Lineage: Eukaryota; Metazoa; Chordata; Actinopteri; Perciformes; Gasterosteidae. The coding region runs from base 179 to 2239 and encodes 686 amino acids. Gene Ontology annotation, biological process: regulation of transcription by RNA polymerase II. The transcript has 7 exons. The record is from RefSeq and is a predicted model, not a curated record.
GGGCGCUCUUCGGUGGGUGGGACAAACGAGCGCAGUAGAAAAAGGGGAUGCUGCAGCCCCGUCCCCCUCAGAUCGCACUCCACCCAGCCCCAGAAUAAAAAAAAAAAACCCGCCGGUGACGUGCGCGCAGGGAAGCACCCAGCAGUAUGUGCGCGCCCACGGGAGGGGCCGACAGAAAAUGGCGAGUCUGUGCAAAAGGCAGCAAUGCACGGUAGAGCGGCGCGGCUUUCGGCAGGAACUUGACUCUUGGAGGCACAAACUCAUUCACUGUGUAGGCUUUGAAAGCAUCUUGGAAGGCUUGUUUGGGCCGGGACUAGUCAACGACUUCACUCUUUUCCAAGACUGCGAGCCCGAGGAAGUGUCCGACUGGUCCUUCGAUGACAACUGCCUCUUCUGCUGCUUGAGACGUGAGAAAGUCAAGGAGCGCGGCGCGGAGAAGGGUGGAGGCAGCCAGGUGCUGACGGAGCGGUCUCGGAUCAGCCGGCUGGAGAGACAGGCCCAAGACUUCCUCAAUGCUGUGUUCCACAAGAAAGACCUCCCAAGUUUCUCAGAACCUCACAUUCCUCUAGUGGCUCGUGAGAUCAUGCAGCGAAUGAUCCGCCAGUUCGCUGCAGAAUAUACCUCAAAAACUACUCAGGACGCCUCGCCCGCGCCCAACGGCGCCAUGAAGGACCAAAGCCUGCCGAGAGCGGCGUCUCUGGCCGCGCCCCCGUGCUCCCCUCCAGGCCCCACACCAAGCUCCCCCAGAUCGUCGGCCUCCUCCUCCUCCUCCUCCUCCUCCUCCUCGUCCCCCCCCCUGUCCCCCAUCACAGGGCCCAGCCUAAGCCCCGCCUCCGCCAUCAAGAGCAUCAGCGGCGUGAGAGCCAGUAACGGUGAAAGAGGAGGGGGGGGCACGGCCGCCGCUUCUGCACAGAACCCCGUCCUCAGCAAGCUCCUCAUGAACGACCAGGACGGCCCGCUGGACCUCUCGCUGAAAAAGAGCGAGAUGGACGCGGACCCCAGUCAGCAGGACGGCGUCCUGGACCUCUCCACCAAGAAGAACAGCAGCAGCGCAGCCAAGCCCAAAACCUCCUCCGCCGAGCCGGGGGCCAAAAGACAUUCUAUCAAAGUGGAAGACACCCCUCCCGAGGAGGACGAAGGCGUCCUGCUGCAGAGAAGCCCUCGGGAUAGACUGCGGGAGACCUACGUCAACUCCACCUCCUACAAGCCGCCGAUGGCCCGCUCGCUGCGCAUCAAGGAGGAGCUCCUCAGCCAGAAGCAGCGCCUCCUGAGCCAGCCCACCGCGCUCUCAUUGGCCAACCUGGAGUCAGCCGGCCUGCUCAGCCACGUGCAGUCCUUCGCCUCGCUCGGCCAGAAGGGCUCGUCCUCCUUCUGGGGAAGCAAGGCCCACCUGGAGAGCCUGGUGAAGCUGAAGCAGGCCAGCGGCGCGCUGAGCGGCGCCCUCAGUGACCUCAAAGACCUGCCGGCGUUCCUGGAGAAUCACCACAACCACCACGGAGCCUUUUCCUUCAAAAGUUCUGUCCACCAUCACCACAACAAUCAGGCCUCCAAGGCCCAACACCACCACGGCGACGGCAAGCGGGACCAGGGUCACUCCCCUCCGGUGGACCUGAAGAUCCCCCAGGUGCGGGGCAUGGAUCUGUCCUGGGACUCCCACGGCGCCGAGCUGUACGGCUACGGCGCGGCGGGGGUCGGAGGCGGCGUCCACGGGGAGAACAUCCUAAGCCGGAAGCUGAGGGCCAUCCUGCCCAAGCAGAACCGCCGCGGGGGAAGCCUGGGAAGCCUGCUGGACGGUGCGGCCGACUACUGGAGCUCCGACCUGGACCACGGCGGCUCCGGCCCGGCGUACUCCACCUCCGACGCCGAGGGCGACCCGAACUCCAAGCAGCCGAGGAAGAAGAGGGGCCGCUACCGGCAGUACAACACCGACAUCCUGGAGGAGGCCAUCACGGUGGUGAUGAGCGGCAAGAUGAGCGUGUCCAAGGCCCAGAACAUGUACGGGAUCCCGCACAGCACCCUGGAGUACAAGGUCAAGGAGCGCCUGGGAACCCUGAAGAACCCCCCGAAGAAGAAGCUCAAGCUGAUGAUGAAGACGGAGGCGGGGGGCUCGGAUUUUGCCCUCGCGGAAUCAGAGAGCGCGGCCGGCGCCACGCCGCGGGACGCCGCCCCGCCGGCGGCCGGCGCCGAGCGGGGCGGCGUGAAGGAGGAGGUCGACGACCAUUUCAAACCCAUCGACUAAACCGCGCGCACAUGUGGACCUCAGUCAUGUGACUUAAGUCAAAACCGGACGGGGCUUUAUUUGUCUGGGCGAGCACAAACGCAGGGGGCGACGUGAGGAGGCGUCUCGCACGCUUUCACAUCCUUAACAGACGCAGCUACAGACAUCCGUUAAAUGACCAUUCAUGACAUUUCCCAUAAGCAUGCUGAUAAUCCCGAGCCCCCAAAAAGCCCAAUACACCCCCCCCCCUUUCUUAACUUGAUAAGCUGAUGCUGAUGAAUGCAGUUUGGACCACUCCAAUUUGGGGAGACGAACGAGGGGAAGAUGAAAACUAAUCAAUCCUUUAACUGCUCCCCCACCAUUGGUACCCCCCCCCCAACCCCCCCCUGAAUCAAAAGCCACUCUCUUAUUGCCAGGUAGCCGUGACGCUUUAACCACAAACCUUUUCCUCUCCUCAAGACGCUGUGUUGUCCCCUGUCCCCAGUGGACAAAGGACCGAGGAGAGACACACGAGUCAUUCAGGGAUGCAUGUCAUGUUUCGUGGACACUACUGAGUUCCAUCGUUUUAUCUCUUUACCUUUUUAUCACUUGGUUUGCUUUCUUUUGCACUACACUUCGGUUCUGGCGCCUGCAGACCAGGUUACCUCGGCAUCGUUGCCCUCGCAUCAUGCACUUAUUAUGGUCUGUCUCGGCCGCGACGGGUCAGAGGUGCAAGUCGCCUGCGUGCGCUGAUCCACGAUCAGAGAACUCUAAAACCCUCCUUUUCUUUUUUUUGGGGUUUUUUUUUUUCGUUUUGCCAAGAGAGAGCCGGAUCAACGUGAUCGUGGAUCAGCUGCUGCGUCGGCGCCUCCCUGCUGAUCCUGGAGCGCCUUCGCUCAAAGCGAGCUCACCCCCCCCCCCCCCCCUGGACGGAGGCCUUUCAGGGUCAGAAUGUGAAGCUCUGCUGAGAUCCACUCUGUUACCAAGCUCCGGUUCGAGGCUCCAGCUUCAGCCUUUUGCUUUCAACGCGUUGCUCGUGUUCCUUUAGUUUUGUUUUUCUGACGAACCUGAAAGCAACGAUUCGCCCUCAAACCUCAAAGACAGUUUUAAUGGCCGUUAAUUACAGCGAUGUGCAUUUACAGAGGGGGGUCCGUUCUGGGGAUGGUGGGAGGGGCAUAUGCAGUGGGGCGGGGUAGUUAAUAGAAGCGAGGGAAAAGUAGAUUUAAUAUAUUAUAAAUUAUUAUGAAGGUUGAUUUCAAAGCCAAUCCGUGAUUCGGGACGAUUUUCUUUCCUCCUCAUCUUUAACUCAGGGUCACUGAGGCGGACGAUUUCAAAUGUGGUCGUUUCCUGUUGGACCUAUAAGCAGACAGGCAGGAGGACGAGACACGCCUCUCACUCUCCUGGUAGGCGGGGCCACGCGGGUCAACAUGAGACACCUGCCCACCAAUCAGGACGAAAAGGACAGAACCUUCGACUCGGUCGAACUUCUACAAACGGCACUUUUCAAAAGUAAGCAAAAACCCGAGAGAGGAAGAGAUCCGACGGACAGUUAUGCACGUAGUGUAGCUCUUUGCUGGGGGGGGGGGGGGGCGGGGGGGUGGAGGAAGAAAUAAAGCUUUAGUGUGAAGGCUGCAGCUCGGACCCAAACCAGUCGAUUACCUCCAAGACAACAAACAAACAAACAAACAAACAAACAAAACUCAGAAAGAGGAGAGAAGAAACGCUCGUUCUGUGUAGUGUACAAGUCUCGGUGUUUUAACCCCCCCCUGACCGACCCCCCCUCACCCCUCCCCACGACGCACCCGGGACGGAUAAGCCAUGGUCCCAUUGGGGGGGGGGGGGGGGGCGUUAAACCCUCCCAGGACCCCGGUGGAAAGAAAAAAAGAAAAAGAUGGAAGGAGAAGUGAAAUCUUUUUGGUUGUUUUUUUUGUGCGUUGUGCUCAUUGUUGUUAAAGCGCCUGCUGCCCCCCCCCCCCAGCCUGAGAGAACUGUACCUCUGACACGGCCACAACGACCACGACGACCAUGAUGACGAUGAUGAUGAUGAUGAUACUUUUCUAGAUGUAUUGUACAUUCUUAUUUAUUUGAUUUUUCACUUUUUUUUUUCUUAAAUCAUUCUCUUUAAAAAAAAAAUGACAUGCACCACUUCCUGGGCUGAUCUUGGGCUCUGGUCAUUUGAAUAUUAUCAAUUAAACGAUUUGAACACAAUCACAUUCUAAAUUAUGACCUAAUUAGAAUUAGAAUAAUUGACUCCCUGUUGCAUACAAUCUUAAUUUCCCCUUCCUGUGGUGAUUGGUUAUCCACGCUAAGCUCAGCAGCGCCCUCGGCUUGAUUGGCGGGUGUGCAGAAGACUCCACCCACCCCCCAACUACAUGUCCCGGGGAGACGGGGUGGGGGGGGGUUCAUCACGCAUUAAAUGCGUCCAACACUUUGACAAUGCCGAGCAUUUGAAGUGUCUAAAAGGUGGCGGUGACGUGAGCACUUAAAGGCACAGUAGCUGCUAACGUGCCACAAAAACCACGUGGGCUCGUGUGUGUGUGUGUGUGUGUGUGUGUGUGUGUGUGUGUGUGUGUGUGUGAUUGGCACUUAAUGCACAGGUUUGCAUGGAUGAACUCUAACAGCACUUAAGACAGAACCCCCCCUGAGAGGGGGGAUUCCUGCAGGGCCAAACGCCCCAUCGUCAGCCCGCUCCUACCUGCUGAGGUGCAUGUCAUUUAAAGGUGUAUUUAUUUCAUUUUGUAUUGUUUAUGGUCAUGUGGUUAACGGCUCCCCCUGUCCGAGAAAGUCCUCCUUCUUGCAACUGAUUCUCCAAAAAAAACCUCACAAAACACGAUAGACUCAAGAAAAGCGUAUAAAUAUCUAUUUAUAUACAGAUAUAUUACAAAUACUCACAUAUUGAAUGUACUGAAAUGAAACGAGGAUCAGCUGUCGGCUCAUUUUCAACAGACUCUUUUUAGUUUCUUUUUUUUUCUCACUUUUUUCUUUUUAGUUUCACUUUUAAGUUGGACUUUUCGACGCUGCUUGCAUUGAAAAUGCGUGCGACAGUAGCCUUCAGUACUGUAAAUGUCUCAGGAUCGAGCCGAAGGGGUGGGGGGGG